UGUACAUAAUGAGUAAUGAUGAUAAUUAUUUCAGCACAUUUCUUAGUUGUUGGGGAACCUGUUUACAAAGGACCUGAGAAAGUAGUUUAUUUCCAAGGAAAGGCCCUUGAUGAAGAAUUACAGAGAGAUAGAAACUGCAUUUGGCUCAUUACAUUUUUCACGGCCUGGAGCCCCAGUUGUUCAAGACUAGCUCCAAUUUUCUCAAAGCUUUCAGCUGAGUACACUUUGGACAAUUUGAAGUUCGGCAAAGUUGAUGUAGGAAGAUAUCCAGAAGCAGCAAAACAUUAUCACAUCAAUGACACUGCAUUUUCUGUGCAGUUACCAACUAUUUCAGUUUUUAAAGAAGGGAAAGAAGUAGAAAGGCGGCCUUGUCUGGAUUCUAAGCAGAAAUUCCAAAAAUUUUAUUUCACUGAGGAUAACAUCAAAGCAGCAUUUGACCUGAAUAACUUAUACAUGGAGCGCAAGAAGGUUCUGGAAGCAAAACGGGGUAAAAAAGAAGAACAUAAGAAAUCAGAUUAAGAGUUUAUGCAGUAAUGCAUACUUGUAUUAAGUUGCUGAGAGAUAAUGGUGUAAGUAUGGCAUGGGUUUUAUAGGUAUUUGUCGAAAUAAUUUUCCAUGUACCAAAUCAAAAAUUUUUUAAUAGAUCUGUAUAUUAUUAAAUAUCAUUUAUUUCAUACUCAGUAACAGUCUCCAAACAGCAUAUGUUUCAUCUAUACAAUUUGUUUUCACUUUUCAAUAAUUUAGGUUUUACAUAAUUUUUGACUAGUAUUGUAGAAUAGUAGUACUGUACUGUAGUUAUAUUAGAUUCAGAAUCUUACUACUGUGGUAUUACUUAGUCACAAAUGGAGUAAACAAAACUCCAAUAUGAAAAGCCAUUAGUCAGUUCUGUGUAGGUGUAGAAUUUUUUAUAACUGCUACUUGUAUUAGUACUAUUUGUGUUUAUAAUAUAACUUCCAGGAUGUCAUAUCUUUUGUAUAUCAUUUACUUUUGUGUGUUGAAGCCAUUAUUUCUUAAAUGUACUUUCUGGUGCUGUUGAAGCAAUUAUAGUUAUUGUAAAAUAAUGUAAAUAAAAUGAUAGAGGCAGGUACUGUAACUGAUGAGCUGAUUAUUCAGUUCAACUGUGGUGUAUUUUUUUUAUGUGAAAAGUAAUUAUCGAACAAUGUUUUGCCCUUUGUAUUUUACGGGUAAAUUGACCACAUCAAUCAGUGGCAUUUUGAUAGUUCAUUUACAUUGAGCAUUUGCUUUUGGUUUUUGAAAUUUACAUGGAAGUGUAUUAGUUUUUAUUAGAUAUUUAUUGUACAUGUUGAUAAUGGAUGCAUUGUUUUUAUUAGAUAUUUCUUGUACAUGUUGAUAAUGAAUGCAUUAUCAUCUUUAUUUCAGUAAGAUUCAAAGUGUUCAUAGAAUUGUUUACAAUAAUAUUUUAAGUUAAUAAAAUAUUUUAAGUCAGCAACAUGCUUA
This is a messenger RNA of Macrobrachium nipponense, 1458 nucleotides long. Its product is annotated as thioredoxin-related transmembrane protein 2 homolog. NCBI's taxonomy places the organism in Eukaryota, Metazoa, Arthropoda, Malacostraca, Decapoda, Palaemonidae. Gene Ontology annotation, molecular function: disulfide oxidoreductase activity. Gene Ontology annotation, cellular component: membrane-bounded organelle. The coding region runs from base 16 to 519 and encodes 167 amino acids. The record is from RefSeq and is a predicted model, not a curated record. The transcript is spliced from 3 exons.